AUGCUUCUAAGUACCACCUUGACACGAUUCAUCGAUGACCUCGAAAUCUUGAGCUAUAAAAGAGGUGAUAAAUUUCGACAUGUUUACGGACGUAUUCCUGAGCGGGUUGUAGCAUCAUUAGCCGCUCCUUGCUUAUUUAUCGUGUCAUUCUCCGUGGUAACAGCUUAUAGCAUUUUUCAAAUCAUAAUCACUUCUCGUCUGCAAAGAUUUAGAAAAGCUGAAAAGAAUGUCUUGUGGACAAUGCUACCUUUCAUUAUAGGUGGGUUAUUUGAAGUCAUUGGUUAUAUUGGAAGAGCAACAUCACAUUCAAACGUUACUUCUCUAUCGCCAUAUAUUAUACAAUCAGUUCUUUUAUUAGUGGCACCAGUGCUAUUUGCAGCAUCAAUAUAUAUGUCUCUUGGUAGAUUAAUUGCUUGCUUGGACUGUGCGGAGCACUCAAUAAUCCCAAUAGAAUAUUUGUAUUUGGUGAUGUUGUGUCUUUUCUUAUGCAAUCUAAUGGUGGCGGUAUAA
Molecule: messenger RNA, 510 nt
Organism: Priceomyces carsonii
Lineage: Eukaryota; Fungi; Ascomycota; Pichiomycetes; Serinales; Debaryomycetaceae
Exons: 1
Coding region: 1-510 (169 amino acids)
Cellular component (GO): membrane
Source: RefSeq, a predicted model, not a curated record